Molecule: messenger RNA, 204 nt
Organism: Phytophthora nicotianae INRA-310
Lineage: Eukaryota; Oomycota; Peronosporomycetes; Peronosporales; Peronosporaceae
Exons: 1
Coding region: 1-204 (67 amino acids)
Source: RefSeq, a predicted model, not a curated record
AUGUCCCGGGGAUGCAGACGUCUCUUGCCCAUCUGCAUCUUCCAGCGCCAGGCCGAAACCUCAGACACUGGAGCCCCUAUCCUUGCUUACAUGGUGACGGCCGCGGUCUCCGAAGGAGCCAGUGUCCAACAUCCACUGCUGUGUGAGCAAGCACGCCUCCAGGAGACCAACGAUAUUGAUACUAGCGAAGAAAGCAUUGACUGA